Messenger RNA from Paramecium sonneborni, 893 nucleotides. NCBI's taxonomy places the organism in Eukaryota, Ciliophora, Oligohymenophorea, Peniculida, Parameciidae. The record is from the annotation of a GenBank genome assembly.
AUGACUGCUUUAAUAUGUAAUGAACCUUAAUUGUAAAAAGAGAAGAAAUAAAAUUAUAAUUUAAUGAUGUGCUCUAAUAAAUGUAGGAUAAAUAGAUCAAAAUCUACUCAUCCUUCUUUGAGAGAAUUGUAAACUGAUACAUUUACAAUUACUUUAACAGAAAGGACAUUGCCUGCAAAAAAGAUUUCAAUUUUACUUCCAUUAAAAAAUGCAGUUGAAAAAAUAAUAAGAUCCAAAAAUAGAGAAAUCUUUACUAGAAGGAAAUCUUGUUAUGGUAUUAUUUUUGGAAUAAAUUAACAAAAAUAAAUGAUAAAUUUUCCUACUUCAAUAGAAAUGCAUAAGAAAAUUAAUGGUAAAGAAUUUGCUCUCUCAAGCUUUGCUGAUUUAUUAAAAAAAAAUUAAAGAAAGACAACAAAGCGUCCUAGUAUAGCUCGUAAACUCUCGAAAUAAAUGUCAUUAAUUGGUAAUUUUAAUAAUGAUAUUUUCAAGAAUAUGAUAAUAUGGAAAGACCACCAUCUUGUAAAACACCAAGAGAAACAAAGGUUACUUUAUUUAAAAAGAAGAAUUCGACAACAUUAAUUAAAGAUAAAUACAUUUAAGGAUAAAAACUAAAAUUGUUUCAUUUUAUGAAUGAUUCUAAAUCUAGAAAAAUAUAAUUAAGUUCAAUACCUUUUAGAAAUUCAAUUAAACCUAGAGGAGAAACUAUGAAAUUAAAAACUUGUAUUACAGAAUUAUAAAGUACAUAGAGAAGUCCAACAUUAAGCUAUAGAACUACUACUUAUUCUAGACCUUAUUAAAAGUAGAAUGAAUUACUUUCAAAAAUAAUAAAAACUGAACAUAAAAAUAGAACUUAUUGUUAUCCUAAAUCCACUAUUAAUGCAUUCGGUUAUUGA